This is a messenger RNA of Styela clava, 3123 nucleotides long. The record is from RefSeq and is a predicted model, not a curated record. Lineage: Eukaryota; Metazoa; Chordata; Ascidiacea; Stolidobranchia; Styelidae.
GUAGGGGCGCCAUUGAACAGAAUAGUUUGGAUCUUCUGGAGUUAAUUUCAUUCUCGAAUUUUCUGUUUUGAUCUGGUUUGCAUGAAGGUACAUCAUGGCAGCGUUCUUGUGGAAACAAUAUUAUUGUGCAAAAAGUUUUUUAAUAAGAACACGGAAAGAAUUAACGGAAAAUUCCGUGAGAUUUUUACUCAAAUUUUGGCAAUUGUUUUAUGUUGUUAGAGGUCCUAAAUUUUUUUUAAAUUUAUUGAUACCAUAUAUUGUUUUGGCCCUCACAGAUGUAUUAAUUAAAUGAAGUAAAAAGACUGCAGAAAAUAAUGCAUCGACUACGAGUGUGCUGCCAGAAUCUGCGGACGUUGUUAUCAUUGGCGGCGGAAGCGUAGGAUGCAGUACGGCGUAUCAUCUGGCCAAACUCGACAUUGGAAAAGUUGUUCUUAUUGAAAAAGAUAAACUUACUUCAGGGACGACUUGGCAUAGUGCAGGUAUACUAUGGAAUCUACGGGGACAUCGGUCGUUAACUCAAAUGCAAAUACAUACCCAACAAUUACUGAGCCGCAUUCUUCCUGAAGAGACUGGGUUCGAUUCUGGAUGGAUAAAGACCGGCUCGAUAUAUUUGACCAGAAGAGAAACACAAAUGGAUGCAUUAGAAAAAUUGAGUUUGAUGGGUUCAGAACUUGGAGUUGAAUUACGUAUGAUUGAUACAGAUGAAAUAUCCAAGUUACAUCCACUCAUUGACACUGGAGGAAUACUGGGUGGAUUGUACUCACCGGAUGACGGAUCGCUUGAUCCAGCAACAUUGUGUACAUCAUACAUCAAGGCUGCAACAAAAUAUAAAGCACAGGUUAUAGAGAAGUGCGAAGUAAAAUAUAUCAAAACAGAUGGUGAUAUACCGGGAAAGAAAACGAUUGUUUCCAUAGAAACGAACCUAGGCAGCAUCAGGACAAAUAAAGUAAUUAAUUGCACUGGUGCUUGGGCUCCGUAUAUCGCAAAGAUGGUGGGUAUGCAACUUCCGCAGCUGACUUACAAGAUAGCGUACGUUGUAACGCAAGGCAUUCCGGGUAUUGAAAAUGUUCCGCAUCUUCGGGACCUAGAUAAGGGAGUUUAUCACAAGCGACAAGGAGAUGCUUUACUAUUCGGAGGAUAUGAGAAAAAUUUGAAACUUGUUGGAUUGGUAGAAAAAGAUUUUUCAUUUGGUUUAUACGACAUGGACUGGAAUCGAUUCGAACCUCAUAUCAAAUCGGCAACGGAUCUCGUUCCUGCUGUCGCAAAAGUUGGAAUCAGAUCUACUGUAUGUGGACCAGAAUCAUUUACACCUGAUGGAAAUCCUCUCAUUGGGGAAUCUCAAUAUGUCAAGGGAUUUUUCAAUGCGAGUGCUUUUAACAGCGGUGGAAUGAUGUUGGGAGGAGGAGCAGGAAAGCAGAUUGCCCGCUGGGUGGCGUAUGGUAAACCAGAAAUUGAUUUAGGAGUUUGUGAUCUGAAUCGAUUUUCGUCUACUUACAAUGAGGCAUGGUUGAAAGAAAGUUGCCACGAACAUGUUUCAACAAGAUAUGAACCAAAACAUCAUAAUCAGAAGCCAUUAGCCGGCAGAAAUCUCAGAACAACUCCAUUAUCUAAGAUUCACCUCAGAAAAGGGGCGUAUUUCACGUGUAUUCAUGGCUGGGAAGUGCCAGAGUUUUUUAUGCCUGGCCAGACCCUACCUUUACUCAACUACGAUUAUUCCGGCUGUUACGGAUACAAAAAGAAUGUGGAUUACAAAUACAGAGAAAUAAUGGAUAGAGAUGGAAGUCACUUGCCAGAUGUGGACAUACAUAAAAAGGUUGGAAUCGAAGUAGAAGCAAUUUCAAACUCUGCAGCCAUUGUCGAUUUAUCUCAUUUGAGUCAGUUUGAAAUUUCUGGAUCAGAAUCUGAUAAAAUAGCAAAGCAACUUUUCACUUGUGAUGUCACAAACUUGUUGAAUAAUCAUCAAACUGAAACGCUAAUGCUAAACGAAGAAGGAAAAAUAUUAAGUUACGUCACUGUUAAUAAGCAUGAAAAUAAGUAUCGAAUCACUGCUCCUUCGCAACAACAAGAAUUUAUUCUUCAUCACAUCAACCAGUUGGUACAAUACAAUAUUUACAAUUGCUCUGUCGAAGAUAUCACAGGAAGAUUUGCUCUUUUGACCUUAUGGGGGCCUGAAAGGUGGUAACGAAAUAUUGUAGGCCGUUAAAGUUGUUAAAAUGUCGUGAAUAUUUUGUAUCAAAGAUUAGAUCUUCAUAGGAAAUAUGCAGAUGACGCUUUAAAAUAAAUUAGUCUAAAUUAUGUUUAUUUUAGUAUUAUGGGGUAACUGUUUGAAUCAUUACAUCGCCGAUAUUGGUUGAAAUCGACUUCUGGAGUUCAUAUCACUGGCAACUGUUAUGAAAUGAAAAACAUGGACUCUAUUCAUUAUUUCAUUCUAUUUUCAUUCUUAUCAUGGAAUCAUGCUCAAAUUUUUUUAACAUAUUUAAAUAUAGAAAAUGAAACAAUACAUGUCACAUUGAAAUUUAUACAUUUUCAUCAAUGCACCCCUGGUGCAGCUAUACCAGAACCAAACAAUUGCUUACGGCUUGUAUUUAGGUACAAAUCAUUCAUGAUGGAUAUAUUUAUUUAUUUUUUUAGCACAAAACUCCUACAUCGCGUCACUGACGAUUGGAAAGACUUGCAACCUGGUCAAUGUAUAAACUGUGAAAUGAAUAAUACAAAAGUACUAAUAUGCAGAACAAAAAACACGUCUUCUUUGAUAUGUUAUCAAAUCCAAUGUAACAUGAAAGAUGCUGUUUCCAUCUUUAAUUCCUUGACAUCUUCAAGCAUUCGACCAAUUCCUACUGGAUUAAGAUCUCUGAAGUCUGUUUCGAAUCAUUCAGAUUUUUCAAAUCUUCUCAACGUUAGUCUGUUGGAUUUCAUCCCAUAUGAGGUCGGAUUAUCACACUUAUGUGCAACUGGUGACGACAGAGAGUUCAUUGGAAAAAACUCACUGAUGGAAAAAGAGAACCAGCAUUUGAAUCCAAAAGUUUUUAACUUGACGGCAGUUUCAGGGGGAACACUAUUUCCGGGUGACGUGAUAUGGAAAAAUAACGUCUACGUUGGAACCAUCAUAGAUUGCGUUUAUGA